Eruca vesicaria subsp. sativa (arugula) is the source of this 213-nucleotide messenger RNA. Lineage: Eukaryota; Viridiplantae; Streptophyta; Magnoliopsida; Brassicales; Brassicaceae. The record is from the annotation of a GenBank genome assembly.
AUGGAGCUCUCACUCGUUGGCCUUCAGAAUACUGGAAAGACUUCUCUUGUCAAUGCCAUCGCUACUGGAGGUUACAGUGAAGAUAUGAUACCAACUGUGGGGUUUAACAUGAGGAAAGAAUGGAAUUACGGUGGAUCCUUUUCUGGCCGAGGCUUCUGUCAACGUGAUUUGUAUGUUUACAGGAGAAUCUGGGUCUUGUCUACGCUCCUGUAA